Messenger RNA from Boeremia exigua, 2063 nucleotides. RefSeq names its product 1,3-beta-glucanosyltransferase gel3 precursor. The transcript has 2 exons. Gene Ontology annotation, molecular function: 1,3-beta-glucanosyltransferase activity. The record is from RefSeq and is a predicted model, not a curated record. Gene Ontology annotation, biological process: fungal-type cell wall (1->3)-beta-D-glucan biosynthetic process. NCBI's taxonomy places the organism in Eukaryota, Fungi, Ascomycota, Dothideomycetes, Pleosporales, Didymellaceae. Gene Ontology annotation, cellular component: cytoplasm; fungal-type cell wall. The coding region runs from base 307 to 1614 and encodes 435 amino acids.
CCGUUCGCAACGCGGACGCGCACGGUGAUGCGCUUUAUCGCAAACACCAGAGGAACCGGUUUGUUUGCGGUGUGCAGGCGAGCAGUGCCGCGCUGGUGGGAAUUGCGGUAGGAGCUAGAGAGGGAGGGGGAAGGCGGCAAGGGCGUGGAGGUUAGGUUCUUGCUCGUUGGGUUUCUGGCUUCAUUCCUCUCUGCUCUUUGCUGUUGGUGAUUGUUGCUUAUUUCGUGUCGCUCGUUGUUAUCUGUGGCUGUUGCACAGAGCUGUCUUUCGUUUCAUUCGCACGUUUUCGAAGCCAAUCAAUCGACAAUGCUGCGCUCGAUUGCGGCGUGCGCCGUGGCUGGCGCCGUGGCUGUUAAUGCGAUUGCCACUAUUUCGGUGAAGGGCUCCAAGUUCUUCACGUCGGAGGGAGAUCAGUUCUUCGUUAAGGGUAUUGCGUACCAGCUCGUCCCCGAUGACCCACUCAUCGAUGCGACACAGUGUGGCCUCGAUGCCGCCCUUAUGAAGACCAUCGGCACCAACUCGAUCCGCGUCUACCACGUCGACCCAAAUGCCGACCACAAGGACUGCAUGAGCGCCUUCGCCGACGCCGGCAUCUACAUCUGGCUGGACCUUGAUACGUUCAAUACGCAGAUCGAGCAGAUAGCGCCCAAGUGGAACGAGACGCAGCGCGAUGCCUUCGCUGCCGUCAUGGACGAGUUCCACCAGUACGACAACCUCGCGGGUUUCUUCGUUGGAAACGAGGUCAUCACCACCAGCAACGGUUCGUCUGCCGCGCCAUAUGUCAAGGCCGCCGCCCGCGACCUGAAGGCUCACCGCGAAGCUAAGAACUACCGCAACAUCCCCAUCGGCUACUCGGCUGCCGACAUUGCAACGCUGCGGCCCAUGCUGCAGAACUAUCUUGCCUGCGGUACCAACGCGUCCGAGGCCCUCGACUUUUUCUCGCUGAACGCCUACUCGUGGUGCGGCGACAGCGACUACAUGACCUCCGGCUACGACAUGCUCGAGGCCAACUCGACCUCAUACAACAUUCCCAUCUUCAUGUCCGAGACAGGCUGCAACGUAGUGCGCCCUCGUACCUUCCAGGACCAGACAGCGCUGUACGGUGAAAUGGCAGACACCUGGUCCGGAAGCAUCGUCUACGAGUGGAUCGAAGAAGCCAACAACUACGGCCUGAUCUCAUACGGCUCCAAAGUCGACCCAGCCAGCCCCUCCGCGCCUCCCGAUGGCUUUCCGCGCUCCGGCACCCCGAUCCCUGUGCAGCCUGACUUCUCCAACCUCGGCAGCGUCUGGAAGACCCUGACCCCGACCGGAGUCAAGGCCAGCGCGUACACGGCAUCACAUUCGGCGCCCGAGUGCCCGCCCCAGACCAGCGGCGCCUGGGACGUCGACCCUACUUCCGCGCUGCCUUCGCUCGGCCAGACGCACAAUGCGGCUGCUACGGCCUCGUCGAGCGCAAGCGGCACUGCUACUGGUUCUACAAGGCCCAGUGGUGCUGCGAGCAGCGGCGCGGGUCAGCCGAGUGCUAGUCCCGGGGCUGCGGCAGGAGGGCGAAAUGAGCUUGUGGGUGCUGGGGCGGGGCUGGUGGCUGUCAUGGCGGGAUUUGCGUGGUUGUAGGGAAUACAGAGUUGGGUUGGGUGGGGGGACAGGUGGUGAUACCCGAUUGUGUAUGAGUAAUUGAUAUGGUAAGAUAGGACAAGUACGGUACGGUAUGGCAUAGUUCAGCACAGCAUAGUAUAGAGCAUUUACAAGUAAUCAUGUUACGUAUUUGCUGUUUUGUAUGUCUGAGUUCAGUAAUAGUGUUAUGUAGGUAGUACAAGCACUACAUAUUGCUAGUCUAGUGUGUAGGACGAUGAUAGAAAGACGCGUACGAGGACUUGCACAGUGUAACUUCGUGCGCUAUCUUGUUUGCCAGGUGUAGCGUGUAGAUCGCAGUAGCAGACUGAACUCUGCACGUGGUUGGGAUGUGUGCACUAGAGUUUGUAGAGAGGGUCUGUAGAGAGGGAUUAGCAACUAGUAAGAGGAAGACACAAGCGCAUCUCUGGUCUUGAGAGAACGGAACUAUA